AUAUUUCCUACCAUAGCAAGGAAGGCACUCCUGCAAAAAGAACUUGCCUGAUCACAACAACCCACUCGAUCACUCGCAAGCGUUCGCGAUCACCCCGCUUGAAUUCCUAAGGAGAGAGCACAUCAUCGGCUCUCUCUCUCUCCCCUCCUCCUUCCGCGCAUCUGAAACGUGCCUUUCUCUCUUUGGUUCCUUCUGUGCUGCAGUUUCUCACACGUGGUGAUGAAUUCAAACCAUCUGUAAGUAACUGCUUCGCGCGCACUCUCGCGCUGGGCGCUUGUAUGGUAGGCAGUACAUUUUUGUGAGUGUACGGUUACAUUCGAAGCGUGAUCGGCGCUAGCAGCGCAGUUCUUUCUCGCCGUUCUCAGUUGUAUCCCUGCAGCGGCUAAGCUUGGGCGGUCCACGUGGGCAACAAGGCGCCAAGAAUGCGGAAGGCUGGCUGGGCGCGGUGCACCUGACCAAGCAGGCCAGUCCUGCAGGUAGGCUCUCCCUGCGGCUUAGGAGUCCUGCGGGCGAACACGCUUUCCCGCCACGGGUGCCUGUUUUCGUGCAGUCGCCGGGCGCAACGGCCCGUCCGCAGACGACGCGCGCGUGAGUCAGCUGAAGCUGGCAGCAGCUGCGGCCGUCAGCGUCGCCGCUAUUGGGCCCCGGCUGUCACGUAGGCCCCGGCGCUAGACGCAAUGUUGUCAGUGCGCGUCGCCAGGACGUGCUGGCACGUGUGCGCGGAGCCCCAGGCGGAAUCGAUCGCGGUGCGUUGGUCGCGUGGCCCGGGACCUCAUGACGCGCGUGUUUACGUCACGGACCCGAAUCGAUGCGUGACGUCGCAGCGCGUCUUAUGUCUGCCUGCGCUUCCCCAUUCAGGGCUGUAGAGACGUCACCGAACGCGGCGCUCGGGAUUGGAGCCGUGACGUCACGACCCGUGGUUGCGUCAUGACCGCUCCCUUUCGGCUCACGGCCGCUAUAAAAGCUCGCCGGCGGCCGGUGCGCCCGGAUUUUGACGCAAGUUUGCCGACCUCUCAGACACAUUCAUGCAGGCAGCCUCGUCUUCGCUCAACGGGACAGCUCGCGAGAGAGGCCCUCUUACAGCGUACGUCGGCACCGGCCAUCUGUAACCAGCCUCCGGAUACCAGCCAUACCAUUUGCAAGCUCGUCGAGCACCGAGCACACUGCCGCACUGACCAGCAACCAGAUCAUGGAGCAAUGUGGUUCGUAUAUCCGGAUUUUCUGACAUGUGUGGCCGACAGACGGACAGGACCGUAUCUCUACUCUCUCAAACAAGUGGUGCGUCAUGUGGACAAUGGAUUUCAAUUAUACAACAAGCCGAAUCAUCUCGUGUCAAAAUCCCUCGCGGUGUCUGAGCCGGAAGACCAGCCCAGCCCGAGUGCAGCUGCAAGCUCAGCGGGAUCGGAACCCAGCACGGAGCUCGAGUCUGCCUCCCAGGCUCUGGCGACAAUUGGGGCUGCACCGUCAGAAACCAUGCUGCUCCUUGAAUCACCGCAGAGCGCGGCGUUAACUUCCACGAGCAGCCUCUUACACGCCGACUACCUCUCAUCCUCGUUCACAGCCGAGGAAUCGUUAUCGCUGAGCGAGGAGCUCAAGCUCCCCGGUCUCGAUUUAGUGGGAGCGCAGAUUCCUUCUGAGGUAUUCGGCAGCACCGUGAGAGAAGUCUCCUCUUACCAGGAGAUGUUCCAGUCGGGCUUCCCGGUGGUCAGCAGUCCUUCCCUCACCGAGCAGCCGACACCUUUGACUCCCUUGAGCAUUUCACCUGCAAACCCCUCGGCCCUGCCCAGCUUCGAGGAGACGUACUCGCCCAGGUACAGGCGGGACAUCACACACUCCGGCGUGUUUUCCUUCAAGUUCGAAGAGCUGCGCUCGGACACCGAGCUGCCGGCUGAGGCCGGUAGCCCUGAGGCCUACCAGGUGUCCGUGGGCGGCUUCUCUCCUAAGCCUCACGCGUCCACCAGCUAUCGGCCACCGUUCACGCCGCCACCUCCGCCGCCGCAGCCAAUGGCUGGCCCAUCCCAGGAGUUCUACAAGACAGAACCGCCGUCGUACCAGAGCUCAAGCUGCUAUGUGCAGUAUCAGGCUGAGCAGGAACAUGCUAAAGCCGGCUUCUCGGGCUACCUUCACCCGUCGCCACCCGUGUUCCAGAAGGGACUCGUGUUCCCGGGACCUUCAGAAAGCUCCAGCUUCAGCCUCGUUUCGGCCGGUUCCUCGUCCUCCCUCGCAUCGUUCCCAGGCGACCUGACGCCGCCACUGCCCAGCCCUGGGGGCACGUGGCCGCAGGCCCGCAAGCCGGCGCUCCUCAAGGCUGCCGCUGCCGCUACCAGCGAGCCAGGUGGACGGUUGGCCCCGCCGUCGGCUCCCGGAACGCCCCCGGCGUCGGGAUCGAGCGCGGCCUCGUCGCCUCCGCCCGCCACCCCGUCCUACCAGCUGUGUGCCGUGUGUGGCGACAACGCCGCCUGCCAGCACUACGGCGUCAGAACCUGCGAGGGCUGCAAGGGAUUCUUCAAGAGGACAGUUCAAAAAGGAGCCAAAUAUGUGUGCCUUGCUAACAGAGACUGUCCAGUCGACAAGAGGAGAAGAAACCGCUGCCAGUUCUGCAGGUUUCAGAAAUGUCUCGCUGUCGGAAUGGUCAAAGAAGUUGUGCGGACGGACAGCCUUAAGGGACGACGGGGCAGGUUGCCUUCGAAGCCCAAGAGUCCCCAGGAGUCCCCGCCAUCGCCGCCGGUCAGCCUCAUCACGGCACUGGUCAGGGCCCACGUGGACACCUCUCCAGAUCUCGCCAACAGGGAUUACUCGUUGUGCCAGGAGAUGCCGGUCGAUGAAAGCCGCAGGACUGCAGCUGAAGUUCAGCAGUUCUACAAUUUAUUGACCUCGUCGGUUGACGUCAUCAAGACGUUCUCCGAAAAGAUUCCGGGAUUCAAUGAACUGGAGAAAAGCGACCAGGACCUUCUCUUCCAGUCUGCUAGCCUCGAGCUUUUUGCCCUUCGACUGGCAUACAGGAUCAGGCAGGAAGAUGACGAGUUCACUUUCUGUAACGGCGUCGUCCUCCACCGAACUCAGUGCGAGAGGAUCUUCGGGGAAUGGUUGGCUGCCAUCUUCGAGUUCUCGAGAAGCCUGCACGCCAUGCAGAUAGACAUAUCUGCGUUCGCCUGCCUCGCAGCACUGACGCUCGUGACUGAGCGACACGGCCUCAAGGACGGUGCCAAGGUGGAGCGGCUCCAGAUGAAAAUCAUCGGGUCGCUGAGGGACCACGUGACGUACAACAGCGAGGCCCAGAAGAAGCCACACUACUUCUCGCGACUGCUGGCCAAGCUGCCGGACUUGCGCAGCCUGAGCGUACAGGGCCUGCAACGCAUCUUCUACUUGAAGCUCGAAGACCUGGUGCCCGCGCCGACGGUCAUCGAGAACAUGUUCGUCUCCAGCCUGCCGUUCUGAAGGCUGUGCGCCCGAACAUUCGCCCUCCGCACAUCGGAUCAUCCCCUCUUGUUUUGUCCCGCGUGGUUGUUGUCAAUCUGCCUUCGGUACCCGGCCGGGGCCGUCUCACAAUAAUGAUUGUGAUAGCAGUCGCGUCGUCCGUUUUCUCGUGUGUCUUGUCGAGGCGUUUCUUUGUGAUCCCACCCUCCUCACUCGCGCGCCCUUCCGGCGCUUCGUUUGUGUGUUCGUGUCCUGCACCCGGGGACUAGACCGGCGACCGCGAGAGCCACGCUCCGUAAAAGUGGCCGGCGCACGCCAUAGUCCUAUCGCUCGCGCACUCUCACCGUGGUAUGGCAUUUGUUUGCAUCGCACCCGUGAACAUUUUUAGAACUUGUGUAUUCCCCUUUGUAUGUGGCUCACUAUCACCUCUCAUGCGCUAUUUAUUUGCGUACACCCUGCGUCACCCGAGAGAGAGAGAGAGGCCCGCCCGGGCCCUCCAUACUUACACGAGCCGUCAGUGCUCCGCUAGACCGGCGUCGUGCCGCGCUACCGUUAGUCCCUUCGGCAGAGCCCAUUCUAGUCAGCCAGCUCGCCCUCUGUUUCGUUCGCAUUUCGAGUAAGCGUAUUCCGAGAUUGAGCACAUGUUGAAGCUGAGCGCCCUUUCUUUUUGGGAUAUAUAUUCAUAUACGUUAUAUACACGCCGUACAUGAUAUACUGGUCCCCAAGGCGCACGUGUUGAAAAAAUGUUUCUCGAGUCUAUUUUGCUGUUGGAUCUAGUCAAAUGUUAUGUGUGUUGCCCGGUACACAGAAGCGGACGGCCCGUAUUCCGUGUACUGUACCCUUAUUUGCUCGAUAUGCUGUAUUCGCUUUCUAUUUCAUCUUGUGGUGUCCUGCCCAUUAAACGAUCGGCGGUCAGUCGGUUAGCACUUGUUGGUAACUGGUCUCGCAGACCCACCGGAAAGGAAGAAAAAGGCAGAACGAGAGAGAAUGCCAUGGGUACUCGCUCUUGACAAGUCAUGUACAAAGAGAAGAGCCUGCCUUUCGUAUUUUUCUGUACAGCAGACGCGGCGACACGAUACACACACGAGACCCCUCACUGCCUUCCAGCAACAUUCCCCGCUACUUCGUGGCUAGACCAACUUAGUUACUGCGCUCUCGUGGAUGGCGCCCGGAGAGUAUCGAAACAUUCCACAAGCCGUUGGCUUCCUCUGUGCGCCCUUCAUUUUGCUUUCUUUCACGCUGUCUCUUCGCAGACCUGCAAUCGGCUCUCACGAUGUCAGCUUAUUUCCUCGAAUAUGUUUAGUGUUCAUUUCUUUGAGCUUGAGCGCAUAUAUGUGCAUAUAUAUACAGAUAUAAAUAAUAUACCAACGCGUGUACAUAAGAUACAUACAUCAAAACCACCAGACAAACAGGCACGUGCUUUUGGCACCGGCAUCUUAAAGUCAAGGUUGCUCUAGUCUUUAGACAGUUUUAUUUUUAUCUGUCGACGUUUUUCACUUAGAUUGUUGUUGAAGAGUGCGGCUGUUUCGGUGUCUAGGGAACCAAUAUAUGUCGAUAGUACAAAAAGAUACGGGAGCUGCGCGCGGAAUUCCCGAGGCAAGUACACAAGACAGGUCCGGCGUCUCGCGUCGUCCGCGCCGUGCUUGCGCCCUGCCCGAUGCUCACGCUUCAAAAGCACCGCGGCGGUCGCGCGCGCGCGGCGCUUAGCUCUAGCCUUGCCCCUGCCGUUGCCCCUCCUUACAGACGCCCAGUCCGCCUACGCCCGUAUAUAGUGUCGCGACUUGGGGCCUGGAUGGGAACGGUAACGGUACAGCGGUAACGGUAUCAAAUACCCCCAUCCUGUCCGCGCACCGCCUCGCUGGUGCGGUCCUGCGAGCACGUCCCAAGCGUAACCCGCCUCGCCUCCGCGAGCGACUCGCUCACGGCAGGUCGCACCGGCCGAGCCCACACACCGCCGGCAACACGCCAAGGGUCCCAGCGAGGCGAAUAUGUGACGGGGCUCGUUCCGUUCGGCCCGUGGAGAAAGCGACCUGCAUAUGGCGUGCAGCCGAACUAGCGUUGCGGGUGACAUACCGGAUGUUCGCCCUUGGCGGCGUCUGCGUCGGCGAGGCUCCUGGGACCGCGCCUGCGGCCCCCCAAAACCGACCAAACUUGCAUGACGUGCGGUCCCGCCGUCGUCCACCACCACUGUUCGUUCGAGUCGUUGUCCGUUCUGUUGCCGUUCGUUAGGGAGGGCAUCUGCCGGAGUACUCGUUUCCGUCACCAUCCCAGAAAUACUGUGCUGACCAGAAGACUGUAACAUGGUUCACGGUUCUCUUUGUGCUUUCAACCGCCCUUUUUAUGUUGUUGUUGUUGUUUUUCUUGAAAGACGUGAGUGAAAUACAGAAUUUGUUGCUGUUGU
Molecule: messenger RNA, 5818 nt
Organism: Dermacentor andersoni
Lineage: Eukaryota; Metazoa; Arthropoda; Arachnida; Ixodida; Ixodidae
Gene: Hr38
Product: Hormone receptor-like in 38
Biological process (GO): cellular response to corticotropin-releasing hormone stimulus; regulation of transcription by RNA polymerase II
Cellular component (GO): transcription regulator complex; nucleus
Molecular function (GO): RNA polymerase II cis-regulatory region sequence-specific DNA binding; nuclear glucocorticoid receptor binding; zinc ion binding
Source: RefSeq, a predicted model, not a curated record